UCGCCCUGUACACACGUCUUAAAAUAUACGCGUGUGUCGUGCUCGUGCGGCCCGGGAGUGGUGCCGGUCAUAUGGCCGAGAAAAAUCAAUAAGCAUGUGCGCGACCGCGUUCAACGGGGUAGUCUUCUGUGUGCACGCUGCGGUGUAACAACUGCAACCGCGAUUGCGACAUAGCCGCGGUCAGGUAUAUAACCAUUAUAACCGCGUGCGACCAUUGCUGACCGACGACGACGACGACGACGACUGCAAAACAAAUCGUAUUUCGGUAUGACGUGCCCACACAGUUUCUUCUAGCAACCGUCCGCCAGUCGAAACCCGUACGCGCGCGAUAUUAUGACCACGUCGCUGCCACAGCUGCUGCUGCUGCUGCCCGAGUCUCGUCUCCCCGACCGGAAACAGUCGUCGACGAGAUCAACGGCGUUUGCGUCUGCGACGGCACGCGACAUUAUGAUGAUGAUAUAGUGUAUAGUGUCAUAAUAUAAUAUUAUUCAUCGGGUUUCGCGUGUCCUCGAGGAUCGCGUCCAUGUCAGGCGAGCCAUGAGGCUCAUUAUCUCAUGUCAUGGUGGUAGUGAGAGUGCAGAGAGCCCGGGUAUUUCGCUACACGCCGACCGCAAAGAUCUGGGCAUGGACAGUCAAGGUGCUUCCGUUCGUUUUGGUGUUGCUCGUCGUUUUCGCCAUGUGCUUCAUAGCUAUAACUCGCGCUCCAGCUUUACAAAAACGAAAUUCUCUGAAGGUCAACAGCUUACAUGUGGCAAAAUUAAAACCAGAUCCAGCUAGCAGUGCACAGAAUAAAGAUUUCCAGUUAGAACGUUUGUUGAAGUCAAAGCCACCAAACCUUCACUUGUUCGUCACUCAGUUGAAGAACGAAGCUAACGGAUAUUGUUCGGGAAAAUUAGCGGAGUUGCAAAGGAAUGCAGAAAAAUCAAAUAUAAUUUCAGAAAGAUUAGAACCAUGUCGACCAAAACCAUGGUGCCCAAAAAUACCACCAGUGUUAUACGGUGCUGAGAAAUUGGAUAGCGUCGCCGUUAAUAUGACCGAAGAGGAAAUAGUGGACGCGGUUGGAUCAAUGGGCGGGGGCGGUUCUUGGGCACCGGAUGAUUGUAAAGCAAGACACUCGGUGUGCAUCAUCAUACCAUACAGGGACAGAAAAGAUCAUUUAUGGACAUUGUUGUACAGGCUAAUACCGGUGUUGAAAAGACAACAGUUGGAUUUCAAAAUAUUUGUCGUCGAACAGGUCAGCAAUGUAACGUUCAAUAAAGGGGCAAUUAUGAAUGCGGCUUUUUUGACGAUUUAUCGUACGUACGGCCUACGUGGUGAGGGUGAUUGGCAUAAAGGGCUGUACGGCUGCUAUGUCUUCCAUGAUGUGGACAUGUUGCCAGAGGACGACAGAAACAUGUACAGUUGUCCGGAAUUUCCCAGACACUUGUCGGUGGCCGUCAACGAAUUUAAAUAUCAAUUACCUUACCACAAGUUGGUGGGCGGCGUGUUCAACAUAAGACCGGAUCAUUACUUCCUCGUCAACGGCUACUCGAAUCUGUUUUGGGGUUGGGGUGGUGAAGACGACGAUAUGGGAUAUAGGUUGGAACAGGUCGGCUUGCCGAUCACCCGGCCACCAGAGCGGUUGGCCCGGUACACGAUGGUCAAACACGUGAAGCGCAAACCCCUCGCCCACGCCGUCCGACUCAAGUUGGUGCACACCAGCCAGAAACGUUACAGGGCCGACGGGCUGAACACGCUCAAGUACGAAGUUUUCAGGGUGGACACCGAGAAAUUGUACACCCGGAUAUUGGUGGGUGUCGGCGACAUGCCCGAAUACGUCCGAUCGUUCGAGGUCGGCCGGCGGACCACCACCACGGUGCAGAACAAGAGGUGGAAGUGACCGAGCACCACUUAUAAUAAUAUAAUAUAAGAUAUGAUAUGCCGAGUAUGAUAUGUGGGUACUGGGUACGUUCAUUAACUGGAUCGUCUGUAACCCUAGGCUAGUCCCUAGCCAGUAUAUUCGUGAUGCAGUGCGAAUAUUUCAGUGCAGUUCGUUUUUUUUUUUUUAAUGACAUACUAUUAUCAUCCCAUCAGGGAGGCCAUUUUAGUCAUAUUGUAUCGUAUAAAAAAAAAAAAAAUUGCACUUAAAAAGUAUUCGCACUACAUUUUGCAGAACUAGGGUUACUAUUAUACUCCGCGUUUAAUUAACACACUUUAUAUUAUGACCUAUAUAUCAUAUUAAUAUGACCUUAUAUAUUUUAUACUUCUGUAAUACUGUUAUAUAGUGUAUAUCAUGCCGCGUAUAAUAAUUAUAUUGUAUGCAUAUACCUAUAAUAUAAUGCGCAACGACGUGGCGGCAUGGGCGGGUCCAGGGGUCGGAAUCCUAGAAUUUUUUUCAUUAGUAGAAAAAUUUAUCAGUAGUAAAUAUUGGCUCUAAUAUUGUAUCAAGAAUGAUUUUGUAUUUUUGUUAAAAUAUUGAAAACAACUGUGCAUCCCCCCUCUCCGCCUAUUUGUUUUAAGUUGGGGCCUUUUUGAUACGUACGUAUUGAUAUUAUAUCGUUGAGUAUAUAGAUAGUUUUUAUACAUAUUAUAGAAUGUAGCAGGCCCUAUCCUAAAGAUUUUUUUAUUUUUGUCCAAUGUACAGUGGGAUGUGUGUUGAUGACUGAUAUUAUGAAGAGGGGGUAGUAGAUGUAAUUCUUAAGAGCCACGACUCACGGGAGUUUAUUAUUUUGAUAUUUUACGAUAUAACAUCAUAAUCAUAUCAUAAUAAAUAGGACCGUGGAUUACGAGGAUGUUGUAAUUGGAAAGCUUAAAGUUAUCUUCGCCCCCUCGAUCACGAAAUUUCCAAACAUAUUGCUAUACAGUAUAUAUUUUUAUUCUUAUUUUAAUAGCGGCGCAGUGGUUAUAUGAUUUGUAAGAAUAGGCAGGCGGUACAGGUGAUUAUUAUAUUCUGACUUAGCCUACACGAUUGUCAAAUCACCGACUGCUGCACUUAUGGUAUUUAAUACCGUCCACUUAGGGUUCUAUUCGGUUUGUUGGAAUAAGGCCUGUUACAUAUUAUUAUUAUAUUAUUACUGUAAUAUUGUUGUAUAAUACUAGUGCUAUCUCUACUCAACAUUAUACUUGGUAGUUAGUGUAAUAUUAUAAUAUAAGUACUAUAUAGGACAGGUCGUGGAUACAGUAUAUCUAAUUACGGCUAUUCUUAUCUGCGUAUAGUAUACCUAAAAAUAAACACUGUUAUGCUAUUUAAGUGCGUACACAUAAAAUGUAAUGUUAAAAUAUGAAUAUAUUUAUACAUUACUAUACGGUAUACAUAAUAUAUUUAUUAUUUAUUUUUGUAUAGGGUUUUUGUACCUGUUGAAACUCGUAUAUAACUAUUAUAUUAUUAUAUAAUAUAAUAAAAUGUAUAUACCUAUCACCUAUAAUCCGUAUAUUUUAUAUUAUGUCGUAGGCCAUUUGAAAAAUUCGACUUUUUAAGCCCAUUGCGACGCUUUGAAUUAAUUAUAACUAUUAUAAGUAUUUUUAGUUCUCCCGAUUACAUCGGUGGAUUUUUAGACCUAUUAUUGCAACGACAUGUUCGGUCUUUUGCGGAAAUAUUUGUAAAAUUGCUUAUUUUUUUUUUUUAACAGAUUCUGACAGGUAUAAUUGUUAAAUAAUAUUAAUCAAGCUAACAAAAUGUCUAUAGAUGUUUUACCAAUAGUAAACGUAAAUAAAAUAGAAAAACCUUAUUAUUAAUACUAUUAAGUAUUAUCAAACAGUAUUAUAUGUAUCACAUUAUCACGUAUGAACUGCAGUUUUUAAAUUACUAUACCUACUUUUUGUUUAUUCGAAUACGUUGUUUUCUCAUUGUGGCUAUUGAAUAGUAGUUAUAAUUUCUACAAUAACGGACUGUCUCAUUGCAAUAAAUGGCCUGAAAUGUCCACGUUUUUUCCAAACGAUAUGCGCGUAUAUAUUAUUAUUAUUAUUAUUAUUAAUUAUUAUUAUUAUAAUACGCCUAUUAUACAUUAUUAUUAUAUUAUUCGUUUGAAUAAAUCGUCCUCCUAUUAUUAUUAUAAUUAAUAAUUAGGUAUUAACUAUUAUAGUUUGGAUACCGUUGUUGAAUUAGCAUAUAAACAGAAUAUGUUUUUUGAAAUUAUGUUAUUUUUAAUAUAUUAUACCGUGUUCUUUAAU
This is a messenger RNA of Acyrthosiphon pisum (pea aphid), 4149 nucleotides long. Its product is annotated as beta-1,4-N-acetylgalactosaminyltransferase bre-4. Gene Ontology annotation, cellular component: Golgi apparatus. The record is from RefSeq and is a predicted model, not a curated record. Gene Ontology annotation, biological process: carbohydrate metabolic process; glycosphingolipid biosynthetic process. NCBI's taxonomy places the organism in Eukaryota, Metazoa, Arthropoda, Insecta, Hemiptera, Aphididae. The coding region runs from base 560 to 1879 and encodes 439 amino acids. The transcript is spliced from 7 exons. Gene Ontology annotation, molecular function: N-acetyl-beta-glucosaminyl-derivative 4-beta-N-acetylgalactosaminyltransferase activity; galactosyltransferase activity.